AGUGUUAUUUUCAGAUGCAUGGUGGCAUGUGAUUAUAAUAAGUAGGGUUUGGCCUAUGUUUUGUCACAAUUGCGAAGGUAGAAAGCGCCAAGUGUCCGUCAGAGGCGGGACCCUUUUUGACUCGCUUUCAGGGGCAAAACAACUAGCCUGCGUACAGAGCUCAAAUGGCGCGCCUAUAUAUACAACACCGCACUGCUCCCACUAAUUAACGGCAGAUUGAGAAAGAGAAAGAGCGAGAGAGAGAGAGAGGGAGAGAAAGAGAUGGCAAGCCUGCAGCUGCCGCAGCAAGUUGGCGAAGGAAGCAUCGUUGCUAUCAAUGUUGAGAUGGAACCUCCGAGCAGCAACAUAAGCGAAGAGUUGUACGAUCAUCAUCACCAUAAAGAUCAGAAGCACCUGCAGGAACCCAGAUGGAGAAAGUUUCUCUCUUACGUAGGCCCUGGUUUCCUCGUUUCCAUGGCUUACAUUGACCCUGGCAACUUGGAAACUGGCAUGAAAGCAGGAGCUUCCUACAGAUACGAGCUACUUUGGGUGAUCCUCGUUAGCCUCAUUUUUGCUCUCAUAAUGCAAUCUCUUGCUCUCAAUCUUGGCGUAACCACGGGAAGACACCUAGCAGAGUUAUGCAAGCUUGAGUACCCAAAGAUUGUCAACUAUUGCCUCUGGUUGCUGGCAGAGAUUUGUGUGAUAGCAGCAGAUAUUCCUGAAGUGAUUGGGACAGCCUUUGCUCUAAACAUAUUGUUCAAGAUCCCAGUGUGGGCUGGGGUUCUCAUAACGGGUUGCAGCACUCUCCUCCUUCUUGGCCUCCAGAGAUUUGGGGUGAGAAAGCUGGAACUCCUGAUCGCAGUGUUGAUAUUUUUGAUAGCUGCCUGUUUCUUUGGGGAACUGAGCCAUGUUAAACCGCCAGCGACAGAUGUGCUGAAAGGCUUGUUUAUCCCUAAACUCAGCGGCCAAGGCGCUGUCGGUGACGCCAUUGCCAUGAUUGGCACCAAUGUUGUGCCGUAUAACCUAUUUCUUCAGUCCGCCCUUGUUCUAUCCCGAAAGCCGCCAAAUUCUGCCCGAGGCAUAAAUGAUGCAUACAGAUACUUCUUGAUGGAGAGUGGAUUUGCAUGGUUCGUAGCAGUUUUGAUAAAUGUUGCGAUCAUCUCAGUGACAGGAGCUGUUUGCUCAGCCCCCAACCUCUCACAGGACGACUUAGGGCGAUGCAGUGAUAUCAACCUCGGCUCUGCUACUUUCCUUCUCAGGAAUGUGUUGGGGAAAUCAAGCUCCACCAUAUAUGCAAUUGCGCUGCUGGCCUCAGGCCAAAGCUCAACCAUUACAGGCACUUAUACUGGCCAAUUUAUCAUGCAGGGUUUCUUGGAUCUAAAGAUGAAGAAAUGGGUGAGUAACCUAAUGACAAGGUGCAUUGCCAUCGCACCCAGCCUCAUUGUCUCAAUCAUCGGUGGACCCGCCGGAGCCGGCCGCCUCAUCAUUAUCGCAUCAAUGAUACUGUCCUUUCAGCUUCCAUUUGCCCUCAUCCCUCUGCUCAAAUUCAGCAGCGGCACCACCAAGAUGGGACCCCACAAGAAUUCAAUAUAUAUUAUAGUCAUCUCAUGGAUUCUGGGGCUUGGAAUCAUUGGCAUAAACAUCUAUUUUCUAAGCACAAGCUUUGUUGGCUGGAUCAUUCAUAGCACUUUGCCCAAAUUUGCUACUAUGUUGAUCGGAAUCAUUGUGUUCCCGAUGAUGGCCGUUUAUAUUGUUGCACUCAUAUAUUUGAUGUUCCGCAAAGACACAGUGGUGACUUUCGUUGAUCCGACAAAUAUAGUUCAUGAUGCUCAAGCGCAGCUAGAGACAGGGCGCAACGGUGCCAUGGAGGCGCUGCCGGAGCCCGAGCUUGUUCCAUACAGGCACGACUUGGCUGAUAUCCCACUGCCGGAGUAACUAGGAAGUUUAUGUAGCCGACCCUAAGAGUUUCUUUUAGUGGGAAUAAGAGGUUGU
Diospyros lotus (date-plum) is the source of this 1971-nucleotide messenger RNA. RefSeq names its product metal transporter Nramp5-like. Gene Ontology annotation, biological process: metal ion transport. The transcript is spliced from 13 exons. The record is from RefSeq and is a predicted model, not a curated record. NCBI's taxonomy places the organism in Eukaryota, Viridiplantae, Streptophyta, Magnoliopsida, Ericales, Ebenaceae. Bases 262 to 1914 code for a protein of 550 amino acids. Gene Ontology annotation, molecular function: manganese ion transmembrane transporter activity; cadmium ion transmembrane transporter activity. Gene Ontology annotation, cellular component: membrane.